Neopsephotus bourkii (Bourke's parrot) is the source of this 1138-nucleotide messenger RNA. RefSeq names its product ADP-ribosylation factor-like protein 6-interacting protein 4. The transcript is spliced from 7 exons. Lineage: Eukaryota; Metazoa; Chordata; Aves; Psittaciformes; Psittacidae. The record is from RefSeq and is a predicted model, not a curated record. Bases 146 to 628 code for a protein of 160 amino acids.
GCGCCGGGCCGCGACAACGCUUCCGGGGCGGCAGCGGGGCCUGGGCCGGUCCUCGGUACGGACGGCGGCAGCCGGCUCCGUCCCGGGGUGAAUCGGGCACGGACGUCCUGUGAGGCCCCACCGGGCUCGGCCGCCGGGAGCAGGUAUGGGUGACAGCGAGGAUGAAAAGAGUAGAACGUGCUGUGCAACGGCAGAAGAAGGGCUGAAAGGCCGAGGAAAAGAAAAAAGGAAACGAAAGCGCAGUAGAAGCAGAUCAUCGUCCAUUUCAUCCACAUCGGCUUCUAGCACUACAUCCACUUCUUCCUCCUCAUCACGCUCAUCAUCGAGGUCAUCUUCAAGUAGCAGAGAUUCUCCUAAGUCUAAAUCAAAGAAAAAGAAAAAGGAAAAACACAACAAAAAGAAAAGGAAAAAAGAUAGCAAAAUGAAGAAAAAGAAAGAAAAGAAGAAGAAGAAAGAGAAAACAGGACCUGUCCAACUUUCCAAGUUCUUUAAAAACAAAAAGAAGAAUGAAAACUACAGCAUGAUAACUGGAAAGAAAAUUAAGAUGAGAAUAAAGAAGACUAAGAAGGACCUAGAGAGGGACCGGAACCGUGCACAGCUCCUUGAAUUCCUGAACUCUGCCUUGUAAUGGGAAGAGUGCUGAGCCAGGACUUGUAACUAUACCAAGCCAACAAUCUUCAUGCCUAGCGAAACACUAAAGGGAACCUCAGGGAAAAGGACAUCAAGUUUGACAAGAGCGGACUCUCCUGCUGAGAAGACAAUCGGGAUGUCCUUUGUUUAAUGGCUAAGAGUAAUCGAUAACAUGCUAAUGAAGAUCCAUGUCCUCCUUUUGAGAUCCUAAGGUAAUAGCUAGGCUGUGGUGUUUUUAGAAGAGCCUAAGAGUGUGGCACUGAUGAUAAAUGACACACUGAAAUCUAGUAAUGUAAUUUCUAUCCGAACUGCAUGCAGAACAUACUCUUAAUUUCAAGUAUCUUCAUGUUUCUAGUAGUUUAAGCAAAGCAGUGUAUUAGUAAAUGUCUGAAAGCCGACACAUUUCUGUAUGUUUGUGUUUUCCAGUGGUGCUUUUACUUGUCCUGAAGAGCAAACCGACCUUUGUAAAUAGAACGUGUUUUUACAUAAAUGAGUUUUUGGCAAUUCA